Molecule: messenger RNA, 2875 nt
Organism: Hymenoscyphus albidus
Lineage: Eukaryota; Fungi; Ascomycota; Leotiomycetes; Helotiales; Helotiaceae
Source: the annotation of a GenBank genome assembly
CUACUACCCUCAGCCUCCUCCCCACCUCCUCCUCAUCCUCAUCCCCGUCUGCAACUCCGAAUAACACAAAAUAAACUAGGAUCAACAAAAACAUCUUCCCAUAGACUCCUUCUCAUCCAACCCGUCUCUCCACUGUGAUACGAUACAUUUGGGGAUAACCCCAUCACUCGCGCCCACCAUGAUGUCGGGGUGGUUUGCCUCCUCCUCGCAGCUCGAUGAACAAAUCGACCGCGCAACCUCGAGCUCGCUGUGCGUCUCAACCUGGCUUCCACCUGGCUGCUAGUUUUAGAGGGUGCGGUGCUAACCUGAUGACAGAGAGGAUAUUGCCCUUAACCUCGAGAUCUCCGAUAUCAUACGAUCCAAAACGGUGGCAUCCAAGGAUGCAAUGCGCUCCCUGAAGCGGCGCAUAGGCAAUAAGAAUCCCAACACUCAGCUGAGUGCACUGAACGUGAAGACCUCCGUAAAGCAAGAUAUUGGGAACCAGCACUGAUAACAGAUUGUAGCUUACCGAUACCUGCGUCAAGAAUGGCGGGUCCCAUUUCCUGGUCGAGAUUGCUUCGAGAGAGUUCAUGGACAAUAUGGUGUCCUUGUUGAAGGCAUAUGGCGGAGCGGCGGUUAAUGACGAUGUGAAGAAUAAGAUAUUGGAACUGAUCCAGACGUGGGCAACCGCAACCGAAGGUCGAUAUGAGCUGUCUUAUAUUGGAGAGACAUACAAAGGCCUUCGGCGAGAAGGCUUCCGAUUUCCAUCCAAAGUUGAUGUUGCAAGUAGUAUGUUGGAUAGCAGUGCGGUUAGUAUCGUGAUGCCGCUCAUGAAAGAAACCAUACUGAUCUUUACCAGCCCCCGGAGUGGACUGAUUCCGAUGUUUGCAUGCGCUGCCGAACCGCCUUUAGUUUCACGAAUCGUAAGCACCACUGCCGAAAUUGUGGCAAUGUUUUCGAUCAGCAGUGCUCUGCAAAAGUACUCCCAUUGCCUCAUCUUGGCAUACUACAGCCGGUCCGAGUCGAUGAUGGAUGUUAUGUGAAGUUGACCGAUAAGUCAUCGAAAGGGGGAUCUUUUGGGAAUGAGCGCUCAUCGCACCCACAUAAAAAUAGAUCACACGCCCACGGCUCGAUGCAACCCCGGAGCCCGAGGGUUGAUGAAGGUUUUGAUGAAGACUUAAAGAAGGCCCUUGCAAUGAGCUUGGAAGAGGUAAACAGCCACUCUGGUGCCGGAUACGUUCCUCAAUCGAAGAUCCAGACCAGCUCGAACCUUCCAGCUGCCAACAUAGCGAAUAAGCCAACCCCGAGCAAGCCAGCAGAAGAGGAAGAUGUGGAUUUAGCGACUGCUAUUGCCGCCUCCCUUGCUGAUAUGGAAGAGCAAAAGAAGAAGUUCUCGGCAACCAUGAAAGAGGAAACCUCCAAUACAACUACCAAGUCUUCGUUCGCGGUUCCCAAAAAUUAUUAUGAGCUUACUCCAGUUGAAGCGGAAAAUAUCAAUCUAUUCUCCACUCUGGUAGACAGACUUCAAACACAACCACCGGGAACAAUUUUACGCGAACCGCAAGUACAAGAGUUAUACGAUAGCAUCGGAACACUUAGACCAAAACUUGCUAGGACUUAUGGGGAGACGAUGAGUAAACAUGGUUGGUGGCAGGUUACCUUGUUUUGAAAAGUUUUGCUAAUUCUUGUUAGAUGCGCUUCUUGAUCUUCACGCCAAAUUAUCUACUGUUGUACGAUAUUAUGAUAAUAUGCUCGAGAAACGCUUGACAGACACUUAUAGUCAACACACUAUCGGCGGCUAUGCCCUUCCUCCGCAAAGACCAGCAUCGUCAAUAUACCCAUCAAUAUCUUCUAAUGUUCCAAAUGGAGCCUCUGGCGCAGAAAGCUUUUAUACUGGUACCUCUCAGGCGACGGAGCCGUACGUUCGACCACAAUCCACAUACUCAUUUGCACAGCCUCAACAAUACAACAGAGCGUCAGUACCAAACCCUGGUUAUGCCCCGACUGAGCACCGCCAAGAUUCAUACUCUCAAUAUCCACCGCAACAACAAAUGCCCCAACGGCCACAGCAAUUCCAGGGAACCCAGAGUUGGCCAGGGUCAGAGCAAGGGACUGCACCAUAUGGUUCCCAGCAACCAGUGUAUGCACCAGAAGCAACACCUCAGUCACAGGCAUCUCUCCCUAUGCAAACUCCUUCCCAACCACCAUCUAGUUAUAACGCCUCUGAUCCAACAAUCACUCCGGCUGCCGAUCCAAAUGCGGCAUUUUAUUACAAUAAUCCGUCACAGGUACCAACGCCCCAGCAAUCUACCUUAGAACCUAGUCAGCCUCAAUUCACGCCAUCCCACUCGCCACAGCAAUAUCAUAAAACUGCUGCGCAACCUCAAUCCCCUCCACCACAGUUUACCUCAAAGACUCCGGCUCAACAACAAAUCCAACCACAACAGGCACCAAGCUCUCAAUCGCAGGCAGCUCAGCAACCACCUCCACCACAGGCGCAGCAGCAGCCCCAGUACUGGCAACAACCUCAGCAGUCGUGGGCACCGCAAUCGUCCACUUACUCUGGAUACACGCAGGAGUCGUUUCCGUCCGCGCCUCAUCAUACUCCUCAGCAACCGAAGUUGGUGGAGGAGAGUUUGAUUGAUCUUUGAGACGGAAAAUGGUUGUUUCUUAGCAGCGAAUGGCGUUUGGUAGACAACGAUAUGUUUUUCACUCAUUUUAAAAAUUGUACGUACUGCAUCUUGACAGAAGUAGGUCGCUAUGGAAUAUGGAUGGAUACCAUGGCUUGGGAUGCGAUUAUCUGACAGAUGUGAGAAGGCGGUGAAGGUUGUUUGGACCGGGUUUAUGGAUGUAUUUGCUAGUAGAUAAUACCCAAAGGAAGAAACUUUACGUCCGU